AUGGAGGAAGAACUCAAGAGAUUUAUCCAAGUAUGGCUUUCUGCAAUAGUCUCGGUAUGUUAUUGCUACUACAUAACUCCCAGAAUCAAAGCUGGUGCUCCUCGGUUUUUCUCUAUUCUUCCCGUCUGUGUUCAGUUCUUUGUAUUUCCCAUGCUCUUCUCCUCUUCGGUAUUCAUUUACCUCAUAAUGUAUUUCCUAACGCUCAUGGGAUCUGUAAAGCUCAUGCUCCUUGCCUUUGAUAAAGGUCCUCUUUUUCCACUUUCCCCAAAUCUCCUCCAAUUUAUCUGCUUCACUUGCUUCCCGGUUGAUAAACUUGAAGAAAACCCUAAAUCCCAACCUAGUUCCACCAACAAAACCUUCAAGAAUUUCGCCAUUAAAUGUGUAUUACUUGGAGUGUUAUUACAUGUCCUAAAGUACAAACAAAACCUUCCCACAAUUAUAUUUUGGGUUCUCCAGCCUUUUUGCAUGUACUUGCCACUUGAGAUUAUAUUAACCCUCAUCAAGUCUUUGUUUACUAUCAUUCUUGGCUGUGAGCUUAAGCCAGUGUUCGAUGAACCAUAUUUAGCCACUUCUCUUCAAGACUUCUGGGGUCGCCGGUGGAACCUCGUGAUCUCAUCUAUUCUCGGGUCAUGCAUCUACGUUCCCAUACGGCGCAUCUUCAAAGGCAACCCUGGUUUGGCUAAGUUCAUCGGUUUUUUUAUGACGUUCCUCGUAUCUGGUCUAAUUCACGAGGUUCUACGCUUAUGCACAUCUCGCACACUUCCUUCAGGGGGUAUCACUUUGUUCUAUAUGUUACAAGGGGUUUGUACUGCGGUGGAAGUGGCUGUAAAGAAUUCAACGUUUGGAAGGCGGUGGGCGGUGAGACCAGUGGUGUCUUGGUUUCUCACCAUGUUGUUUCUGUUUACGACCAGUAAUUGGCUUUAUUUCCCUCAAAUCACAAGGGGAAAGACACUUCAAUACUGA
Messenger RNA from Microthlaspi erraticum, 963 nucleotides. The record is from the annotation of a GenBank genome assembly. NCBI's taxonomy places the organism in Eukaryota, Viridiplantae, Streptophyta, Magnoliopsida, Brassicales, Brassicaceae.